AUGAACGGCGCAGCGGAGACUUAUCUCCAAUCGGGACACCAAUACCGUCUGCCGUCAUCGAGCUGGUCCUCCUGUAUCCACGACCUCCUGAGAAUCCCGUCACCCAAUGCUGCCCCCUCCGAUCAACCCCACCACAAUGAUCCAAUUUGCUGCGCUGUGGAAUUGGCACCGACUACAACAAACCCUGGACGAAAAAUUUACAUCCGAGCAGAUCGAGUGGCCUUUGUCCGACCCGACCGGUGGGAGCCUUGGAACGACGAACGGAUCCCAGCGGUGCGAUUUAUCGAGUACUUUAGGAUGUCGAGGGCUGAUUUUCUUUGGGACAAGAUCAGCUCCGUCGGCCAUGUGGACAUACAGGGCCAUACAGACCAUAAGACCUGUAGUGGCAUCCCAUACGGCUGUAUUCCAUUUCCCAUAAGCGGACUUCACGAUUUUUCGUUUUCAAACAACCUCUUGGAGGUUGUUUGA
Molecule: messenger RNA, 468 nt
Organism: Puccinia graminis f. sp. tritici CRL 75-36-700-3
Lineage: Eukaryota; Fungi; Basidiomycota; Pucciniomycetes; Pucciniales; Pucciniaceae
Exons: 2
Coding region: 1-468 (155 amino acids)
Source: RefSeq, a predicted model, not a curated record